UAAUCAUAUAUUUUUAUUAUCUUUAUCGAUAUAUAUUGGAAUUAUAUAAGUGGAGUUUAUAUAAAUAUUUAUAUAAAUUACAUAUUCUAUAUAAAUUGUAAACAGUUAGUAACAGUAUUUCAGAAACUGCCUUUCUUUUUAAUCAAUAUAAAGUGUAUAUUAUAAUACAUGUACCAUUGAUGUAUAUUAAUUAUAUAUUCUAUAAUAAUAUUAUAUUAUGAUUUAAAAAAAAAAGCAAAAAUGAGACAACAAAUAACUGAUACAAAAAUUAAUUCUCACAUAUCUGGAGAAGCUGAUGAAUGUCUUUUCGAAUAUUUACAUGCUGAAAUGGUUAAUUAUGCUUUAAAUAAAUCGUGUAAAAAUAAGGAAGGAGAAGAAGAACUGUCUCGAUUAGAAUGGAUGGGAUUCAGUGUUGGUUAUAGAAUCAUUGAACGAUUGACACGAGAAUGGAAUCGAUUUAAAGAUGAAUUGGAUAUGAUAAAGUUUAUCUGUACUGAUUUUUGGUCAAGUCUUUAUCAUAAACAAAUUGAUAAUUUAAGGACAAAUCAUCAUGGUGUAUAUGUAUUACAAGAUAAUUCAUUUCGAUUAUUAAAUAAAGUAGGUACUAAUAAUAAUAAACAAUAUUUACAAGAAAGUCCACGUUUAUUAGCAUUUACUUGUGGACUUUUAAGAGGAAGUUUGGCAAAUCUUGGAAUUAUUAGUACUGUUAAUGCAGAGAUUUCUACAUUACCAAGUUGUAAAUUUCAUGUACAAGUUCAAAGAAUUUAAUGUUAAUAAAUAUAAUACAAAAUAUAUACAAUAAAAAUUAAAACAUAUUACAAAAUGAUAUAAAAUCA
Messenger RNA from Apis dorsata (giant honeybee), 836 nucleotides. RefSeq names its product trafficking protein particle complex subunit 6b (gene Trs33). Gene Ontology annotation, cellular component: trans-Golgi network; cis-Golgi network; TRAPP complex. Lineage: Eukaryota; Metazoa; Arthropoda; Insecta; Hymenoptera; Apidae. The transcript has 2 exons. The coding region runs from base 241 to 768 and encodes 175 amino acids. Gene Ontology annotation, biological process: endoplasmic reticulum to Golgi vesicle-mediated transport; regulation of GTPase activity. The record is from RefSeq and is a predicted model, not a curated record.